AUGUCGACGACCGCCUCCGUCAUUAUCAUCGGCGCCGGAAUCUCCGGAAUAUCGGCGGCCAAGGAGCUCGCCGAGAACGGAGUAGAGAACGUAUUGAUACUAGAAGCGACGGAUCGGAUCGGAGGAAGAAUACAGAAACAGAGUUUCGGUGACGUGUCGGUGGAGCUCGGUGCCGGUUGGAUUGCCGGCGUUGGUGGUAAAGAGUCUAAUCCUGUCUGGGAACUCGCUUCGCGUUUAAACCUCCGUACUUGCUUUUCCGAUUAUACCAAUGCUCGUUUUAACAUCUACGAUCGAAGUGGGAAAAUCUUCCCGACUGGACUCGCUGCUGACUCGUAUAAGAAAGCAGUCGACUCAGCGAUUCUGAAUUUAAAGAGAUUAGAAACUCAAUGUGCCGAUAAAAUCAGCGAAGAAGCUCCUUCGUCACCGAAAACGCCAAUAGAACUCGCCAUUGACUUUAUCCUCCAUGAUUUCGAGAUGGCAGAGGUUGAACCAAUAUCGACUUAUGUGGAUUUCGGUGAAAGGGAGUUCUUGGUUGCUGAUGAAAGAGGUUACGAAUCUUUACUCUAUAAAAUGGCUGAAGAUUUUCUCUUUACCUCUGAUGGAAUUAUCUUGGACAAUCGACUCAAAUUAAACAAGGUGGUUAGGGAGAUAGAACAGUCGAGGAAUGGGGUCAUGGUGAAGACAGAGGAUGGUUCUGUAUACGAAGCCAAUUAUGUAAUCGUAUCCGCGAGUAUCGGUGUUCUCCAAUCCAAUCUUCUAUCUUUCCAGCCCCCUUUACCAAGGUGGAAAACAGAGGCUAUACAAAACUGUGAUGUGAUGGUGUACACAAAGAUCUUCCUCAAAUUCCCUCAUUGUUUCUGGCCAUGUGGUCCUGGUCAGGAGUUUUUCAUCUAUGCACACGAACAACGCGGCUACUUCACCUUUUGGCAGCACAUGGAAAAUGCGUACCCGGGGUCUAAUAUUCUGGUCGUGACAUUGACCAAUGAAGAGUCAAAGCGCGUGGAAGCUCAAUCAGACGAGGAGACACUGGAAGAGGCAAUGUGUGUUCUCAGGGACAUGUUUGGUCCUACCAUUCCUUACGCCACGGACAUUCUUGUCCCUAGAUGGUGGAACAAUCGGUUUCAACGCGGUAGCUACAGCAAUUACCCUAUGAUCUCUGAUAAUCAGCUUCAGCAGAACAUCAAGGCCCCAACUGGACGGAUAUUCUUCACAGGAGAACACACAAGUGAGAAAUUCAGUGGGUAUGUGCAUGGAGGAUACCUUGCUGGUAUGGAGACAAGUAAAUCUUUGUUGGAAGAGAUGAAGCAGAGUUUGUUGUUACAACCUUUACUCGACUUCACCGAGUCUCUAACACUAACACACAAGAACCCUAACCCUCAAAUCUACUCCAAUGUCAUUUCUCCUACCAAUUUUAUCUCAGGCAGAAGUUAG
Molecule: messenger RNA, 1431 nt
Organism: Arabis nemorensis
Lineage: Eukaryota; Viridiplantae; Streptophyta; Magnoliopsida; Brassicales; Brassicaceae
Source: the annotation of a GenBank genome assembly